UGGCCCCUGGAUGCUAAACAGCUUCGCCAGGGUUUAGGCCCCCUGCCUGGGUUAUGUGGCAUCUUGUCACCUGCACACACACAUGCCUGCAUGCAUGUAUACCCUGCUUCCAGCUGCUCUUUGCCCAGUUAAAGAUUAGCCCAGUCUGCCUCAUUCCUCCACACCCUCUGUCCAUGACCCUCCCAGGGCACCUGACCUAUCCCAUCCCCUCCCCACCCUUUACAAAUACGCCUGAGCUCCUGAGGACAGUCAGAACCUCUCCAGCCUCCCGCUCCCUGCUCUGCACGGUCAGGUGUUGUUUUUGUCACUCCCUGCACUUGCCUUCAAAGAUGGAGCCAGGUCCAAAGGGGCACUGCCAUGGAGGUGGGCACCCUCCUGGCCCUGGGCACCACCCUGGAGGCGGGCCGCCCCCUGGCCCUGGGCACCACCCUGGAGGCGGGCCCCCCCCUGGCCCUGGGCACCACCCUGGAGGUGGCCCCACCCCUGGCCCUGGGCCCUGUCCUGGGAAGGGCCACCCCCCAGGGCCUCCUGGUCCACAUCACUGAAGAAACCGAAGAAACAAACCAAGAAUGGGGUGCCUGACCUGGCAUGAGUUCUGAACCAGAAUCUUCUGUUCAAAAUAAUCAGCCUCCUGGAGGCCAUGUCUCCUCUUAAAAGAGCCUGUCUUUCUUCACAUCCAACCCAGUCCUCAGUCCAGUUGUCUCUGAGUUCCCUAGUUCUAAAAAUAGGGCCCAGUCAGGCUUUCUCAGAUGUUUGACUCAUUGGUGUCCAUAGCAUAUUAAUGUCACCCCUCCCUUUUGUUUUCACUUCUGUCCCACCCCCCAUCAAAAGGCCCCAAGUAGGGCCUUAUCACCUCUACCCCAUCACACAUACCCAGGGCUGGUGGGCCUUCCAGGGUUCCUCUUGCUGGCCUCACUACAAUUCAGAAGCCUUCAGUGGAUUGCUACUGUCCACAAGUUAUUUCUCACUAUCCCCUGAAAAUACUUUCCAGACUCCUUAACUCUGCCCAGUUUACCCACUACCACCACAUCCGCCCCUCCCAGGAAUGCCUUCCUUCCAAGCCACCAUCAACAUACAGCCUUCUCUAAAGCCUGUUAGAGUAAGAGUCCUUUCUGUGCACACUGCCCUCUUUUCUGAAGCUUUUAUCAACCAUCACAUGGGCCCAACCACAGCCUACCCAAUUGGCACCAAUUAACUGGCUGGCUUUUUAUCUCUUCAGCCAAAACAAGCUACUCAGGGCUGGGUCAACACUUCUGCACUUCUAGACUCUCCCACCCUCAUUGCCUACUGGUCUAUGCCUUGCAUAGAGUGGUAUCUGCACACAGUUUAGGGAUACCCAUAGUCGAAGCAUCUCUGGGUUCUAACUCUUCCCCCAGCCACAUUCUUCAACCAAGGCACCUCCCACACAGAGACAGCAUGCCUGGUAUGAAACCCCUUCUGCUCGCCCAAAUCACAUCUAGGAUCCUCUCCACUCUGCAACUCCCAGGCUUUUCACACUGCUCAAAUCUAAUCUAGUGCUACCACAGCCCUCUAGCCAGGCCUGUCCACUACUCAUCACACCUCCUCUCUCUCACAGUCAUUGCCUGACGGGGGUGGCAGCAAGUUCCCGCAAGUGAGACGCUGUUGGGUACCUUCCAGGCUGAAGAGGGGUGGUUAUAAGAAAAGGAGCUGGAGAUUCUCUGUGUCUCUCUUCUCCUCCCCCACCACACUCUGCACUUCAAUAGCAGAAUCGAGGCUCCUUGUCUAAGGGGUGCAGACCCAGGUCCAGAACAACAUCAAGACCCAACUUGAGCAGAUGUCUAGCACCGCUGGAGAGGAAGGUGCGGGGGUGGGGUUGGGGGCGUGGAGCGGAGCCCAGAGAAAUGUGGGACUAAAAGUAGCCCAACCUCUCUCAAUCCCUUGGCGUCCUGAGCAGUGCAGUGCCGGCCUGGAGCUUCUCCCUCUUUCAAGCUGGAAGAGUCUGCGUUACAAGUCAAUAAGGCUCUCUACAUGGUGCUUGGGGUCGCUCUUCCUGGUCCCUCACGGGAAAACCGAUGCCCCCCAGGAAAGGCCGGUGUGCGAACUACAGCCCGGUGCCAGAUCCCCAAAGGCAACUCUCAGAUCUGGCCCGGGUAGAGGGGCGCACACCACCAGUCCUGGGGUCUUAAAGACAACAAGCCUCCAGCGCUGGGCAGGGGUGCGGCGGGAAGCCUCUGUCCCCGCCCCCCAGUACCGCGUGCAUUGGCUGAGAUCCUCGUCGGCCACGCCCAGCGAUCGGCCCGCUUGGCUUGCACGCAUGCGCCGGAGCCCGCCGCCGCCGCCGCCGCCGCCGUGGUCGCUUCAGCACCAGGGCCCGGACAGCGGCGCCGCCCACGGGCAUGGAAGGUGGUGGCGGCAGCGGCAGCUGCGAUCCGGCUUCUGGCCCGGGUCCGGAAGGGGAGCAGCGGCCCGAGGGGGAGCCUUUGGGCCCAGACGGCAGCUCCCCGGACAGGUCCCAGAGCAAGGCUGUGGCCCCCGAAGCAAGCCCAGAAAGAAGCUGCUCCGUCCACAGCUGCCCCCUGGAGGAUCCUUCCAGUUCUUCAGGACCCCCACCAGCAACUUCCACCCUCCAGCCUGUGGGCCCUUCCAGCCCCUUGGCCCCUGCCCAUCUCACCUAUCCACGGGCACCACAGGAAUACCGGGGUGGCAGCUCCCUGCCAGGGCUUGGGGAUCGGGCAGCACUGUGCUCCCAUGGCUCCAGCCUCAGCCCUUCCCCAGCCCCCUCGCAGCGGGAUGGGGCUUGGAAGCCACCAUCUGUGCAGCACCAUGUGGUCAGCGUCAGGCAGGAACGGGCCUUCCGGAUGCCAAAGAGCUAUUCCCAGCUGAUUGCUGAGUGGCCAGGGGCUGUGCUGCUGCUGUGCCUGGCUGUGAUCCUCCUCUGCACCCUCGCUGGACUGCUGGGGGGCCAGCUACCCGAUUUCUCCAAGCCCUUGCUGGGCUUUGAGCCUCGCGACACGGACAUUGGGCGCAAGCUAGUGGUCUGGAGAGCAUUGCAGGCCCUGACAGGCCCCAGGAAGCUGCUUUCUCUUUCCCCAGACCUAGAGCUGAACAGCUCAAACCCCCACACCACUCUGAGUCCUGCUCCCUGGAGCAGUGCCCAGGAGAGCAUGCUCCGGCCUCGAAGGAUGGUGGAGCCCCUGGACGACAGGCAGGAGAGCUUCUUCUGUGGCCCCCCUGAGAAGAGCUACGCACAGCUGGUGUUCAUGUCCACCUCAGCGGGCAGCCUGUGGAACCUGCACGCCAUCCAUUCCAUGUGUCGCAUAGAAAAGGAUCAGAUUCGCUCCCAUACCCACUUUGGGGCUCUGUGCCAGCGUACAGCAGUGAACGAGUGCUGCCCCAGCUGGUCUCUGGGCAAUUAUGUGGCCGUGCUCUCCAACCGCUCCUCCUGCCUGGAUACCACUCAAGCUGACACAGCCCGCACACUGGCCCUGCUGCGGGCCUGUGCCCUCUACUACCAUCGCGGUGCCCUGGUGCCCUCCUGUCUAGGACCCGGGAAGGACAAGCCCCCACGCUGUGCUCAGAUUCCCACCAAGUGCUCCCAGAGCAGUGCUGUCUACCAACUCCUGCACUUCCUGCUGGACAGGGACUUUCUGAGUCCCCAGACUGCUGACUACCAGGUACCCUCCCUCAAGUACAGCCUGCUCUUCCUGCCCACCCUUAAGGGUGCUUCCAUGAUGGGCAUCUACCUGGAUCGCCUAGCUGCCCCCUGGAGGCUCUCUGACAACUACACAUCCAUCACUGGCAUGGACCUGGGCCUCAAGCAGGAGUUGCUGCUGCACUACCUGGCCCAGGAUACAGUGUACCCCUUGCUGGCCCUGGUUGCCAUCUUCCUCAGCAUCGCCCUCUACCUGCGCUCCCUCUUCCUCACACUCAUGGUGCUGCUAGGGGUGCUGGGCUCCCUGCUGGUUGCCUUUUUUCUUUACCGAGUGGCCUUCCGAAUGGCCUACUUCCCCUUCGUCAAUCUGGCGGCCCUCGUCCUGCUCAGCAGCGUCUGCGCCAACCACACCCUCAUCUUCUUCGACCUGUGGCGCCUCAGUAAGAACCAGCUGCCCGCUGGCGGCCUGGCGCAGCGCGUGGGCCGCACCAUGCACCACUUCGGCUACCUGCUGCUGGUCUCAGGCCUCACCACAGGUGCAGCCUUCUACGCCAGCUACUUGAGCCGUCUCCCGGCCGUGCGCUGCUUCGCGCUCUACAUGGGCACAGCCGUGCUGGCGCACCUGGCGCUCACGCUGGCCUGGCUGCCCUCCUCCGCCGUGAUUCACGAGCGCUAUCUGGCGCGCAGCUGUGCAUCCCGGGCGCGGGGUCCAUGGGUCGGCGGCGCGCCGCGGCGACUGGCCCUGGCGCUGCACCGGCGGCUCCGCGGCCUCCGGAGGGCGGCCGCCAGCACCUCCCGCCUGCUCUUCCAGCGCCUCCUGCCCUGUGGCGUCAUCAAGUUCCGCUACAUCUGGAUCUGCUGGUUCGCCGCGCUGGCGGCGGGGGGCGCUUACAUCGCCGGUGUCAGCCCCCGUCUGCGGCUGCCCACGCUGCCGCCGCCCCGCGGCCAGGUCUUCCGGCCCAGCCACCCUUUCGAGCGCUUCGACGCUGAGUACCGCCAGCAGUUCUUGUUCGAGCGGCUGUCUCAAGGCGAGGGCGGCCACAUGCCCGUGGUUUUGGUGUGGGGCAUCCUGCCCGUGGACACUGGCGACCCCCUGGACCCUCGCAGCAACAGUUCGCUGGUGAGUGACCCUGCCUUCUCGGCCAGUAGUCCUGAGGCCCAGCGUUGGCUGCUGGCCCUCUGCCACAGAGCUCGGAAUCAGAGCUUCUUUGGGACCCAGCCGGAGGGCUGGCCCACACUGUGCUUUGUGGAGGCCCUCCAGCGCUGGAUGGAGAGCCCCGGUUGCGCCCGCCUGGGGCCAGGCCUCUGCUGUGGCCACUCAGGCUUCCCCUGGGCCCCCCAGCUUUUCCUGCACUGCCUCAAGAUUAUGGCUCUGGAGCAAGGCCCAGAGAGCACCCGGGACCUAGGGCCCCGCUACAAUACCCAGGGUGGCCUAGUGGCUAUGGUCCUGCAGUUCCAGACCAACUUCCAGUAUAAUCCAGACUACAGCCAAGCCCACCACUUCUACACUGAGGUCAGCCACUGGCUGGCAGCCGAGCUGGGCAGGGCACCUCCAGGCCUCCGCCGGGGUUGGUUCACCAGCCGUCUGGAGCUGUACAGCUUGCAGCACAGCCUGAGCACGGAGCCUGCUGUGGUGCUGGGCCUGGCCCUAGCCCUGGCCUUUGCCACACUGCUACUGGGCACCUGGAAUGUUCCGCUCAGCUUGUUCUCUGUAGCGGCUGUGGCUGGCACGGUGCUGCUCACUGUGGGACUCCUGGUUCUGCUCGAGUGGCAGCUCAACACUGCUGAGGCCCUCUUUCUUUCUGCCUCUGUGGGCCUCUCAGUAGACUUCACUGUCAACUACUGCAUCUCCUAUCACCUGUGCCCCCAUCCUGACCGCCUGAGCCGUGUAGCCUUCUCUCUGCGCCAGACCAGCUGCGCCACGGCGGUGGGAGCUGCCGCCCUGUUCGCGGCUGGUGUGCUUAUGCUGCCUGCCACAGUGCUGCUCUAUCGCAAGCUGGGCAUUGUCCUCAUGAUGGUAAAGUGCGUCAGCUGCGGCUUUGCCAGCUUCUUCUUUCAAUCUCUCUGCUGUUUCUUUGGACCAGAGAAGAACUGUGGGCAGAUCCUCUGGCCUUGUGCCCACCUGCCAUGGGACGCUGGAACUGGGGAGCCUGGUGGGGAGAAGGCAGGCCGCCCACGACCAGGACCAGUAGGAGGAGCGCCCGGGUCCUGUUCAGAGCAGUACGAGUUACAGCCCCUGGCACGACGCCGGAGCCCCAGCUUUGACACCAGUACAGCCACCAGCAAGCUUUCUCACCAGCCCUCAGUGCUCUCUGAGGAUCUACAGCUGCAUGAUGGCCCCUGCUGCUCCCGGCCCCCGCCAGCCCCCGCCUCCCCACGAGAGCUGUUCCUGGACCACCAGGCAGUCUUCAGCCAGUGCCCAGCCCUGCAGACCUCCUCCCCCUAUAAGCAGGCUGGCCCUGGUCCCCAAAGCCGGGCGAGGCCAGACUCCCAAGGGCAGAAGGCUGAGCCCCUGCAGGCCUCACCAGAAGCGCCAGCCCACUCCCCCAAGCCCCAGCCCCAGGUAGUGGAGCCUCCUGAUUGCCUCUGCUCCUCAGCCAGCACCCUGGAAGGGCUCAGCGUUUCUGAUGAGACCUGCCUCAGCACCUCUGAGCCCAGUGCCCGUGUGCCAGGUUCUGUGAGUGCCUCCCCGGAGGACCUGGACGAAACUGAGCAGACAGUACCUGAGCGGGGCCAGCUGAACGGGAAGCGGGACACCCUGUGGCUGGCGCUGAGGGAGUCUACUUACGACCCAUCACUGCCCACAUCCCACCAGAGCAGCUCAUCCUGGAAGGGCCGUGGGGGACCAGGAGACAGCAGCCCUGUGGUGCUGCCCAACAGCCAGCCAGAUCUGCCAGACGUUUGGCUGCGCAGACCCAGCACCCACACUUCAGGCUACAGUAGCUGAGGGAGGCCCAGGGAGUGCCUGGGGCGCAGAGCCUGUCAGGGAUGAGCAGGCAGGGCCAGCACCAGGCUGGAGCCUAAUGAUGUUUCCCCACGUCCUCAUGGAGAGGUCUUACCCUCCAGCUGUGGAUUUUAAACCCUGCCAGAUGUUCCAGCCUUGGGCUGCUGCUUACUCCCCACAUCUGGAGGAUUCAGUCGGGGAGGGGGGUGUCUUUGGAGUGAAAGGCCAAGUUCUUCUUGUGACCUGCUGAGGGCCUAUCUGCCCGCAUGGUGCCAACCUAGGCACCCCACCUCUGGAAGGGGGAAGGCCAGGUGUGUAGCUGUAUGUAUCAGGGGAGGCUGACCUGGCCCCCCUGCCAAGCAGCAAGAUUCAGUGGGACUAAGGGACCCAGUCCUUGGGAUCCUGCUGGAACACCUCACCAACAAAAAGAGCCCUGAGCAACCUCAGCAGCCUCUUGGGCCUCACACCUUCAGGGGCUCUUUAUCAGGACUUCUCUGUGGGAGGGUUCUCUGGGCCAGAGUUGGGCUGGAGCGUCUGUCCUGAACUGCCUGCCCACCUCACAUACCCCCAUUAGACCAGAAAUUUGUCAAGGCCAGGCAGAGAAAUGGCUGCUGGGAAUGAAGCAGGAAGAGGAUGAAUAGUCAGCCUCAGAGCAUCCCUAAAUCGCUGGGUGGUCCCUCAUGGGAAGCUGCUCUGGCACAGAUGGGACAGGUCCUCUCCCCAUUAAGAAUCCCUUGCAUCCUGCAUCUUUUAGUUUGCAGAACACUUCCACACCCAUCGCAUCCUAGGAAUCUCACCACUUCCAUAUGGGGUAGCCCACAGUUGGUCAGGUCCUUUUGCUUCCAGUUUACAGGCAAAGGUAUUGAGACUAAGUAAGGUUAAGUGAUUUACACCAAGUCACACAGCUAGUAAGUGGCAGAGCAGAUUUCCUGACUCACUCCACCGCAACUCCCAUGCACCUCCUUCUUACCUGCCCUGAUCUUUCACCUCUGACACCCUCUAGCAACCUGCUUGCAGGUGUUUUUUGAGUAAACUCCCCUGUCUCCACCUUAAGCCUCCAUCUCCAGAAUGAGCUAAACUCUGAGCAAGGCUGGAGUUCCUCUGAAUCUCCCCUGUGCUUCCCUUCCCGCUCCAGCCAUGAGGCAUCCCGAGUGACCUGAUUCCCCAGGUCAGGGGCAGGGGCAGGGGCACUCUUCCAUGCCCAUAGUACGUGGAGAGCCCCUGCCAGUAGAGGCACUGAGGGCAGCAGAGGUUGAGCAGAGUUCAGUGAAGGCAGGAACUCAGGCCUGCCCUUUUUAGGAAUAAGUUUGAAGCUGUUUUACAAGUCAGGGCCCCAACUUCCUAAGGACAAGUCUCUUGGGGGCACUCAGACUACAGGCGGACGCCCCCUCCCCAAAGCAAAGGGUCUCUCUGGACGUUUUGUCCCAUGUGAGAGCUCAUGACACCUGGAGCAUCGGCAAGUUUACUAAACACCUAUGGCACUGCAAGGGGACAGGAAUGUGGAGGGAUUAUCGAACAUCUGCCCUCAGAGCUCACCCUCUAGCUGAGGAAACAGUUCAUGUGUACACACAGGCAUCCAUGGGUCACUGAUGGCACCAUGCAGCAUGCACUGAGGGCCAUAUGCCUGUUACCCUGAGUAUUGCUGGAGCUCUAGUACCCAGGACUGGUAACCAGGAAGGCUUCCUGGAGGAGGAAUGGCUUGAGCUGUGCUUCAGGCAUCCAAGUGUCUCGGUCAGGGAGGGAACUUAUCAGUUAUUCUAGAAGUUUUCAAACUUUGUAGCCUCAGGAUCCUUUCUUCAAAGAAUCCCUGUGUGGAAACAGUAUAUAAAACAGAUAAAAAGCAGUGACACUGGUGGGUUCUGGAUGGGGGAGUACGGAGCCAAAUCAACCUCCCUCUCUCCUAUACCUCCCAGGGGACCCUGGGGAAACCCUGAAGCUCCUGGCAGCUCCAAAGAAUGUGGUGUGAAAACCGCGGAUCCAGGUCAUUUCGUGGGUGAGAGGUGAAAGAUUUUUCUGGGGCCAGUCUGCGGCAGGGCUGGAGGCAAAUCAGGGGAUGUUUUUUGUUCUGUUUUGUUCUGUUUUCCUAUGUUGUUGAGAGCUACCUCCCACUCCAAGUAGCCCAGGAGAAAUGGGGCAGGAACUCCAGUGAGAUGGAGGAGUUAUGGAAGAGAAAAUGCCACGGGAAGGAAUGACGGGUUAGGUCGGCUCCUUCGAAUGUUAAGUACAUUAAACCCACUUGACUUCUGACACCAGGAAGGAGAAGCAGUGAGUGGAACUUCACUGGGACCAUCUCCCCAAAGGUCUGCUGGAACCUCUCACUUCAUGGCCAAGUGGAAUUCAGCCUUUCUGUCCUGGCCUCUCUGUACCAUGCACUCUAUCCUGUCAUUGCACAGCCAGGCCAAGAGAGUUCUGGUCUCAGCUGAGACCGCCAGCCAGAGGGAGGAAAAGGUGAGCCCUUCCUGAGCAUGAGCUGAAGUCUGGCCUUGACUCGAUCGAGAGUCCAGCAUCUUAGUUGCCUCUCAGCAACUCCCCAUGGCUCUUCUGCCCCGUGUUGUGGGAGGGCAGCUGGGCCCUGGAUGCAAAGAACCUGCUCCCCACAUCCUCUUUCAUGUCUUGCAGGGGGACACAUUGGUGUCUGGGACAGGAGCUUCAAAAACUUAGCCUGGGGGAGUUCCCGUCGUGGUGCAGUGGUUAACAUCUGACUAGGAACCAUGAGGUUGCAGGUUCGAUUCCUGGCCUUGCUCAGUGGGUUAAGGAUCUGGCAUUGCUGUGAGCUGUGGUGUAGGUCGCAGACGUGGCUCUGAUCCCGCGUUGCUGUGGCUCUGGCAUAGGCCAGCAGCUACAGCUCCAACUGGACCCCUAGCCUGGGAACCUCCAUAUGCCGCGGGAGCGGCGCUAGAAAAGGCAAAAAGACAAAAAAACAAAAAACAAAAAACAAACAAACAAAAAAACACUUAGCCUGGGGAGUUCCCGUUGUGGUUCAGCGGUAACAAACCCGACUAGUAUCCAUGAGGACACGGGUUCAAUCCCUGGCCUUGCUCAGUUGGUGAAGGAUCCAGCCAUUGCUGCAAGCUGUGGGGUAGGUCAAAGAUGUGGCUAGGGUCUGGCAUUGCUGUGGCUGUGGCGUAGUGUGGUAGCUGCAGCUCCAAUUCGACCCCUAGCUGGGAACUUCCAUACCUGAUGGUGCAGCCCUUAAAACAAAAACAAAAACAAAAAACCCAAAACUUGGCCUGGAAUACAAUGACUGGAAUGUUGGAGAGAAUAUGAAGGGGUGGGCAUCAGAGAUCUGGGCACAAUGGAGGCACUCUUCAAGGAUUUCUGGGUCCCCCUUCUUGCGGGCCAUGGACACACAACACUUCAGGAAGGCAGAUGAGCCAAAGCAGCUGAUGUACUGACUGAGUUUGUUCUUUAUGCCACUGGGCCCAAAGGACUGCAAGAACCCAGGAGUAAUCCAGAGCCUCACCUCACAUCUAGGGAGGCCUGGAUCAGGCAUCCCACAACACUGAACUAUCCCACCCUCCUCUCUAGCCUCAACUUUGGAAAGCAUGAUUUGAAGCAUUUUCCAUUUCCUUUGAGUUUCCACAGAUCUGUUCCAUCAUGAGUGGUUACAGUGAGUGUAUGGCCCUGGACAUGUGCUGGGAAGGAGGGGAAAGCCAGUCAAAGCAUUCACAUUUGCUCUGGAAAAUUCAAGAAAUGGUUUCUCAACACAGAGACACUUCGUUCCAUUCCUCUGGCACUUAAGGUCAUUUCUCCUAUUUGAGCUCACACCCAGAGCAUGAGUAUGUGUACUAUAUGUUUUAAAAAUGUAACGUGCGGAGUUUCCAUUGUGGCUCAGCAGUAAUGAACCCAACUAGUAUCCAUGAGGAUGCAGGUUCAAUCUCUGGCUUUGCUCAGUAGGUUUAGGAUCCGGUAUGGCUGUGAGCUGUGGCCUAAGUCGCAGAUGCAGCUCAGAUUCCAAGUUGCUGUGGCUGUGGUGUAGGCCAGCAGCUGUAGAUCCAAUUUGACCCCUAGCCUGGGAACUUACACAUGCUGUGGGUGCCACCCUAAAAAGCAAAAAAUAAAAAAAAUUAAAAUUAAAAUAUAACUUGCUAUAGUUUGUUACUAUGAAAAACCCAUCAUCCUUCCUUGGCUAUGACACUUUGGUGACAAUAUUAGAGAUUGAUUUGUCUGGCAGAAUCUUGGCUAUUUACAGCAAUAUACCCAUACCAUGGUAUUUAGGCAAAUCUCAGCUUGAACCUGAUUCUGAAAGAGACAUCACACAAGAGAUUUAUAAGCCAAACACCCUCAGCCCCCUCCAGUGCAUUCCACUUUCUCCCAGUCCAUGACAAGACAGGGACACAGGUGAGUGGUAUUGGGAAAGAAAAAAAAUUGGAGAGUUUUUUUUCUUCUGUGCUGGCGUCAUUUUAGCCUUUGAGAACACACCUGGGCAAUGGCAGCUCUCUGGCACCCAUGCCGUGCAGCAAGAUCCCACUUGAUUGGGGACAGGAAAAACAGACUUUCCUCAACCUUUCUGCCCUCACCCUUGUUCACAGGGAUGACAACAACUCAAGCUGUGGAGGUAUUUAUGCUUAAGAGAAGAAAAUUGUAACUCGGUUCACUGGAAAGACAAGAAAUAAAAGAAAGCCACUAUGUGCUAUGUAAAUGGCUGGCUGUCCCAAGCCGCCCUGUGCUGAAGAGCACUGGAAGGACCUUGAUAAACUUAGCAUUAUCAUCAGGCCUCUGUGUGAUUAUUCAUGUUAUACAUCAACAUAGGAAAAAGGCCAGCAUUUUACCAAAUUCACAAACAUCAAACAAGAGCUUUAGGAUUGAUAAAAUCGCUGAGUUGGGCAGACUGAUUUUGUGAGAUUUGAAUUCAUGACCAUCAACUUCAGCUGCAGCCUCAGUCCCACCUAGCAGCUAGCUUCCAUCCUAGUUUCUACUUUCCAUUCUUUCCAGCAAUCGUUUCAUACUUUGUCUACCUUCCUCAAACACCCAGAAACCCUUCACCUCCUUGCACCCCUACCUUAAGUAGACAAAAAAAAAAAAAAAAAAGUCUUCUUCAGAAAUAAACCUGGAGGCAUCAGAAAGAAAUUUCCCUACCUUCAAGACAUCAAGUCCCCAGUUUACCUACCCAGCUCUUGACUUCUUCUCUCCCCCUCCCUUCUAUUACAGAGAGGGAAGCAGUGGAGUUCCCAUUUUGGCGCAGUGGAAAAUAAAUCUGACUAGUAUCCACGAGGAUGCAGGUUUGAUCCCUGGCCUUGCUCAGUAGGUCUGGGAUAGGGCAUUGCUGUUGAGCUGUGGUGUAGGUCGAAGAUGCGGCUUGGAUCUGGCAUUGCUGUGGCUGUGGUGUAGGCCAGUGGCUACAGUUCCAUUUUGACCCCUAGCUUGGGAACCUCCAUAUGCCCCGAGUGAGGCCCUAAAAAGACAAAAGACCAAAAAAAAAAAAAAAAAGACUACUUGAGAAUGCUUGGGGAAGUCCUUGAGACAGCAAAGCAAAACAUUAUUAUAACUGUAUUACAUAUGUUCACAUAGCUAAAUAGAGAUGGGAAAUAUAUAUACAUAUAUAUAUAUAUUUUUUUUUUUUCCUUUCUUUCUUUUUUGGCCACACUUGUGGCACAUAGAAGUUCCCAGGCCAGGGGUUGAAUCCAGGCCACAGCUGCAGCUGCACUGGAUCCUUUAACCCACUACACAAGGCCAGUGCCUUGAACCUGCACCUCUGCAGUGAGCAGAGCUGCUGUAGUUGGAUUCUUAACCCACUACACUACAGUGGGAACGCUGAAGAGGGUACAUUUUGAAAAUAUAUAUUUUGUAGGGGUACAAGAACAAAAGGGUUUGAAGAUGCUACUCUAAGUACCAUCUGCCUUGCCCCUUUCUCUGUGACUUUGCUCCUUUGAUCAUGCCAUCUUCCUCCUGAAGCAUCCUUUUCUUCCUCUCAGCUGCUCAUUCCCAUUAGCACAUGUAUCCACUGUUAUCUACAUCUUCGAGAAAACCCUUUCUUGGAGUUCCCAUCGUGGCUCAACAGAAACGAAUCCAACUAGGAACCAUGAGGUUUCGGGUUCUAUCCUUGGCCUCAGUGGGUUAAGGAUCCGGCAUUGCCGUGAGCUGUGGUGUAGGCUGGCAGCUGUAGCUCCAACUGGACCCAUAGCCUGGGAACCUCCAUAUGCCGUGGGUUCGGCCCUAAAAAGCAAAAAAAAAAAAAAAAAAAAAAGAAAGAAAGAAAAGAAAAGAAAACCUUUUCUUGACCCCCACAAUGCACCUCCAGUUACUGCCCAAUUGCUCUACUACAUCCACAAACUCUCUUCUGCACUUGCCGUCGCUGCUUCUUCAUCUCUCCUGCACUUUUCAGCCUGUUCCAAUGUGGCUUCCACUCCAACCUCUCCACCAAAAUUCUUCUUCCUUUACUCACCAAUGACUUUUGGGUGUAUGAGAGAAAACUUAUGCAUGAGUUUAUUCAUUACAGGAUUUUGUAUACACCAAUGACAUCUUUGUUGCCAAAUUAAAUUCUUUAAAUUCUCA
Messenger RNA from Sus scrofa (pig), 13052 nucleotides. Lineage: Eukaryota; Metazoa; Chordata; Mammalia; Artiodactyla; Suidae. The record is from RefSeq and is a predicted model, not a curated record.